CGCAGAAUGGAGGGCACGGCCGUGGCCGUGUGCGAGAUUUUGAAAUAUUUAAUAAUUCACUGGAAGUGUGAAACAGCAGGAGUAUCAAAGGGAACGUUGUUAGAAGGACAGCUAGUGAUUUCCAUAGAAGCAUUAAAUUCUAAGCACCAGACAAAUACUCUUCAUUGUGUAACAACUAUUGCUUCUGCUGGAAGCAUUUAUGGUGGUUUGGUCCUCGAGAAGUUCUUAAAAGAAAUACAAUCUACACUGCCUGGAUUCUCUGCAAAGCUGCCCUGGACUUCAGAGGAAGCCAGCUCUUCUCAGGACAUAUCAGGGGUAACACCCUUCCAGAUGACUUUUGAGGUUCAUGAAAAGCCCAGGAUUUUGAUGACAAAUAGUUUGAUGAUAAAGGAUUUUUUACACAAAAUUGUCAUGGUGCACCCUAAGAUUAGAUUUAAUUUCAAUGUAAGGGUGAAUGGAAUCCUCUCCACAGAGCUCUUUGGGGCUAAGAAUGAACCCACUUUGAACCUGUCGAACGGAAUGGCUCUUGUCGUAAACUAUCAGCAUUAUGUGAGUAGAGCAAAAUCUGGUACAACUGAAUUCUUCUGCAGCAGAAUCCAUCCUGUGCUAGGACCUCCAGUCGUGCUUUUCAUCCCUGAUGAUGUGGCUGGCGUGGACUUGUUGGGAGAGCUGAUCCUGACUCCAGCUGCUGCUCUGUGUCCCUGCCCGAAGGUCUUUUCCAACCAGCUGAAUAGGAUUUCUUCAGUUUCCAUAUUUCUAUAUGGACCUUCAGGUCUGCCUCUCAUAUCACCAAGUCGGGAACAGCCACCUACUACUGUCCUCAAGGAUACCUUUUGUUUCAUUGACUGGAAGAAAUACCACUUGUGUGUGGUGCCCAAUUUGGAUCUUAAUUUGGAUAGAGAUUUGGUGCUUCCAGAUGUGAGUUAUCGGGUGGAAUGCAGUAAGGAGGAUCAGUCUCAGAAUAUGGACCCCCAGGGACAAACUCUGCUGCUUUUUUUCUUUGUGGAUUUCCACAGUGGAUUUCAAGUACAGCAAAUGGAGCUGUGGGGAGUUCACACUUUGCUCACAACUCAUCUCAGUGCCAUCCUCAUGGAGAGCCACAGUGUGGUGCAAGAUUCCAUCGAGGUUGCCGUGGACCAGGCCUUAGAGCAGCAUCACCAGGCUGUCAAGGCUCAUCAGAAACUGCAGACCUCGCUCUCAGUAGCUGUGAAUUCCAUCAUGAGUAUCGUGACUGCAAGUACCAGCAGCAGCUUCCGAAAGAGCUGCUUCCAGGCCCUUCAAGCAGCUGAUACACAGGAGUUUGGGACCAAGCUGCACAAAUCAUUUCAUGAGAUUAUGCAGUACCGAUUUCUUCACCAUGGCUCAUGUGAGGUGAAGCAGCAGCUCCUCCCAGAGAAAAAUGAUGCAGAGCAGAGCACAGAGGAUGCACAUGAGAACAGCAGCCUGGAGUUCCUUGCAGGGACCAGUAGGCAAGUAACAAACAAGAGGCUCAAGAAGGGCAGGCUCCGCCAUGGCGUGGAGGACACGCGGGCUUUCCACUCUGCCAGGGCCCCGAGCCCGUCAGAGGCCGCCCCGCGCCCGGCGGAGCCCACCGUGACCUCCCUGACCCCUAGCAGGGCGAGCCCGGGGAGCGGCCUGGAGGACGCGCUGUGGCUGCAGGAGGUCUCCAAUCUGUCCGAGUGGCUGAGUCCCGACCCUGGGCCCUAAGCCGGGCCCUCUCCCUGCGCGUCCACGCCGACCCGCCGGCGCCGCGCGCCGUCUCCAGUUCAAUAAAGCUGCUUCGCGCGCCCCGUGUCUGUGUCAGUGUCAGGGGCGGGGCGGGGCGGGGCAGGUCCGGGAGCCCGCGCCGCCGGAUGACG
This is a messenger RNA of Equus quagga, 1859 nucleotides long. It is a transcript of the gene TOP6BL, whose product is annotated as chromosome 17 C11orf80 homolog. The transcript has 16 exons. Gene Ontology annotation, biological process: meiotic DNA double-strand break formation; reciprocal meiotic recombination. The record is from RefSeq and is a predicted model, not a curated record. Lineage: Eukaryota; Metazoa; Chordata; Mammalia; Perissodactyla; Equidae. Bases 7 to 1707 code for a protein of 566 amino acids.